GAUGCGUACAAUGUUGAGUCUCCGCUCAGAGGAGGAGGAGGAAGCACCGCUGUCCUCUCUGCUUCUUGGUUGCAUCUUGUGGAGUGUAAUCUGAAGGAGGUUUGCGUCCCGCGCCUGUAACCAUUAUCCUCAGUCCAUCACUGAUAGUGGAAUUUAUACCUAUAGGUAACGGAGGCUUGCUGCAGCCUCACAGAGCGAGUGGAGACACACUUGGAAAAAGAGCGGAAUUCAGCAGCGCAGCGUAAAAGCAGCGCUGGAGCACAGUGCGAGCCCUUCUUUUGGCUUUCCGAGUUGCUGCGCGAGAGAGAUGUUAUUCACACAUCCGACGCAGAGUGGGAUUACAAUCAAAGCACUUUAAUGAAGAGGAAACAAACUAUUGCAUCCAAGAACAAAUUAAAAUUCUUGUAUUCAAGGGAGAGUAUUCCGUUCACAAGCAAUUGGAUGAGAGUCGUAUCAGCCCUCAGCAACUGAAGAUGAUGUUCCCAUGGAGACAAAUUGUUCUGCUAUCAAUCACUGGAUGCCUUGCAGUCUGUACAGACGAUGUCAUAUUUCAAGGGCCAAGAUGGAGGACGGAGCCAAGUGACCUCAUUUUACCAAUCAACUCCCCAGACCAGCAGGCUACCAUCACAUGUGAGGCAGAGGGGAGUCCUCCUCUGCAGUACAGAUGGUCACUAAACGGAACAUUCAUUGAUCUGGGGAAUGACUACCGGCGUCACAUGUCUGGGGGCAGCCUGAUCAUUAGCAGACUGGACAAGGACCAAGACACGGGGCUGUACCAGUGCACAGCCUUCAACACAUGGGGCUCCAUCCUCAGCCGCAGAGCCAGCCUCCAAUUUGCAUUUCUGGAUAACUUCAAAACCCAAACGGUGAGGAGUGCUGUCAACGUCCGCGAGGGCCAAGGAGUGGUUCUGUUAUGUGGACCACCUGCACACUCUGGAGAGCUGGCCUUCGCAUGGAUUUUCAACGAAUAUCCAUUCUUUGUCCAACAAGACAGUCGUCGAUUCAUCUCCCAAGAGACUGGGAGUCUCUACAUCGCUAAGGUGGAGCCAUCAGACGUUGGGAACUACACCUGUGUGGUGAACAACACCGUCACUAGGGAGAAAGUGCUCAGCUCUCCAACACCACUGGUCCUCAGGAGUGACGGAGUAAUGGGUGAAUAUGAACCUAAAAUAGAAGUUCAUUUCCCCGAUUCAGUUCCAGCUGCAAAGGAAUCGGUGGUAAAGCUGGAAUGUUUCGCUCUUGGAAACCCUGUCCCAGAGAUAAGCUGGAGGAGAUCGAGUGGGGUCCCUUUUCCCAGCAAAAUCAAAAUGAAGAACUCAAACGCCAUCCUUGAAAUCCCUAAUUUCCAGCAGGAAGACGCGGGCACGUAUGAAUGUAUGGCGGAGAAUCGGCGAGGCAAAAAUUCUGCGCGGGGUCGUAUUUCAUUCCAUGCCAAACCUCACUGGCUCCAGACAAUGGCGGACACAUCUUUGUCCAUAGAGGAAAACCUAUACUGGGAGUGCAAAGCCACUGGAAAGUCUAAACCGUCCUACAGCUGGUUGAAAAAUGGGGAACCAGUGAUGGCUGAGGGCCGGGUACAAAUCGAAAAUGGGGUCCUUUCCAUCGCUGCGCUAAACGUGUCAGAUUCCGGGAUGUAUCAGUGUGUGGCUGAAAACAAACAUGGCAUUAUUUAUUCCAGUGCCCAACUAAUGGUGUUAGCUUCUCCUCCCAGUUUCUCCAAAAGUCCACUGAGGGCCUUGCUAAAAGCCCGCUUAGGCAGCGAAGUCAUUCUUGAGUGCAAGCCUCAGGCCUCGCCCCCCGCAAUUAGCCUGUGGAAGAAAGGGAACGAGAUCCUGCAGAGAAGUGAAAGGAUUAGUUUGCUUCCCAAUGGAACAUUAAAGAUCACCAAUGUCACCAGACGGGAUGCAGCCAGCUACAUGUGCAUCGCGAAGAACCAGUUUGGAACAGCGAGCACAACUGGGAGACUGCUCAUCACUGAGCCCACUAGAAUCACCAUGAGGCCCACUAACAUGGAGAUUAUUGUUGGCGAGAGCAUCGUGUUACCCUGCCAGAUUGCCUGCGAUCCAGCUCUGGAUGUCUCUUUCUCGUGGGCAUUCAACGGCCAGCUCAUCGACUUCCAGCAAGACAGCGAUCACUUCGAAAGAGUGGGCGGGAGUAUAUCAGGAGACCUGAUGAUUCGCAACAUCCAGCUGAACCAUGGAGGGAAGUACGUCUGUACCAUUGACACAGACGUGGAGAGUCUGUCCACCUCUGCAAUCUUGGUUGUCAAAGGUCCUCCAGGUCCUCCAGACAAGGUGUCUGUGGAGGAGAUUACGGAUAGCACAGCCCAGCUCUCCUGGACUCCUGGAAGAGACAAUGGCAGCCCCAUCACCGGAUACAUCAUCCAGGCCCGUACGCCUUUUACUGUGGGCUGGCAGGCUGUUGACACAGUGCCAGAGGUGAUCAAUGGCAACACGCUGACAGCCACAGUGGUGGGUCUGAACGCCUGGGUAGAGUAUGAGUUCAGAGUGGUGGCUCGCAAUGCUGUAGGCCUGGGAGAGCCCAGUCCACCCUCAGCCAAGACCAGGACCGAGGACGCAAUUCCUGAUACAGCUCCUACUGAUGUUGGAGGAGGAGGCGGCACAAAGUCUGAAUUAGUGAUAACAUGGGAGCCUGUUUCCGAGGAAUUGCAGAAUGGAGAGGGCUUUGGCUACAUCAUCGCCUUCAGGCCUGCGGGCACGGUCACAUGGACCCGCGCGGUCAUCUCCACAAUCGGUGCGGCGCGCUACGUGUUCCGCAACGACACUAUCCCGCCCUUCGCACCUUUCGAUGUGAAAGUGGGGGCAUACAACAACCGAGGGGAGGGGCCCUUCAGCUCGAUUGCCAUGGUGUAUUCAGCAGAGGAAGUCCCCAGUGAAGCUCCUAAGAAGGUUAGGGCAAGAAGUGUGUCUGCAGCACAAAUUGAAGUGAUCUGGGCAGCUCUGCCUGCCAUCCCUGAAAGAGUACUUGGAUAUGAGGUUGUGUACUGGGAAGACGACACGAAGCCUGACACUAUUGGUAAAGUGCGCAUAUCUGGAAACUACACAGUGGUGAACAUCACGGGGCUGAUAGCGAACACAGCGUACUAUCUCUCUGUGGCUGCAUUCAAUACAGCUGGCCCCGGGCCGCAGUCGGCACCCAUCAACACCACCACAAAGAAACCACCCCCUGAUCGGCCUCCCCUCAACAUACAAUGGACCAUGAUUGGCUCCACACUCACGCUGCACUGGGAUCCUGUAGUAGCCAUGGAGACAGAGUCAAAGGUCACUGGAUAUUUGGUGCUGCUGAAGAGACAUCGCUAUAAUGACAUCCAAACGAUCUUGACCAACAAAACCACUGUGGAGCUCAGCCUCUCUGCCAAUGACAACUAUCUCAUUCAGAUCAAGGCCUCGAGUGAGGGUGGCGAAGGAGUGGGCAGCGAACCCAUCCACAUCCACAAAUUAAGUAUGGGAGCGCGAGGCUCAGGAGCGAGCCCCCUUGGCCCGUCAUUCCUCUCUGCAGUCCUCAUCAGUGCACAGCUCUGCUCCGUCUUCUGGUGAUGUCUAAUCAGAGCACAACCCCCCUUCUCUCCUUCCGUUUCUUCAGUCAGCCUGUCCUAUAUUAACCCUCCACUGGACUGGCACAAGGCCCGGGCUUCAGUGGCAGGACAAGGGAAAAACGUGGAAAGGACUCGACUGCACCAAACUCUUAAAGGGACCACACCACUUCUUUCAUCAGAUUGUGAUGUGAUGAUUUGCGCGCAUGGUAUCUUUUUGUAUUUGCUCCUGUGUCAUAAAUGCGGUCAUUUUCAAGGUUUCAUUUUUGGAAGUUAUGAUGUUUAUCUUCUUAGUAUCUCUGCAGAUACUAAUGCCUUAAAAUCCAUUUUAAACAUACAGUCCGUACCAAAGUAGGUAACAGAGGCUGCUUUCUUUAUGGUUCCUUUAACAAUUUAUACAGUGUUUUGUAGAUAAACGUUUCAGCAGAAUGGUGAAGUAUUGGUUGUGUCCAUAUUUUAUUUACCUCAAAUUCCAUUUUCAAGGCCAAGUGUGUAAGAAUUAGUGACAUCUAAUGCCGAGUGCAAUAGAUGCCCACACCACCACCCCCGGCUUGGCCUGAAUGAGCUCCUUGCCCCAAAAAUAAGACAGUGAGGCUGUGUUGUUUUGCUAUAAAAUUGGAGGACACACUCUAAACGUCCUCCUGGGCAGACAAGCACAACACCGAAAACAUCAGACAUUUGGCGUGUGGAAGUAUUUCCAGUUCUGCACCACAGAUGAAAAAGGAACAAACAAAUCUAUGGACUCCCUUUUCAAAGGAAUGGCGUGUCAUGUAAUAUUUAUUCGAGCAUGAUUUUUUGGAAAACGUUGACAACCCUACAUUGAAGUGAGGUUUUUGUCUAAAAUACAUUUAAAAAGGCUUACUCUAAAGGUUAUAAAAACAAACAUGUUGAUAUGAUUAUAUUCAUACACAGACAUACUUAUGCGUAGUAUAUUCAAUUUCUGCCAAUCAACCAUCCUAAAUGUUAAACACUGGACUUAAAAGUAAACCAAUCCUGAAUAAAAUUGCCCUCAUCAUUUACAAUCACACAUUCAGUUUUUGCAGCUUUUGCCAAAAGAAAGACUCCAUUGCAGACUUUUACCAAGGUUUUUCAAAUACAUGAAAAAUGCAGAGGAAAUUGAUCAACUGUGCCUCCCACUGACUUAUCUCAGAGCUCCAGUUUAAAAUGAAGUCCGUAUGAGACACACAUACUCCAAAGCUUUAGGUUAACGCACAGUACUCUUCUUCUUUUUCCUGUUUCCCUCAUGCUCCUCAAAAUAAAUGCCCAUCACACGCUGCAUUUUCUGUCUGGUGGAAAAAGCCAGGAUUGUAGAGAACAGUGAGACGUUGUUGUUAUUAUGUCAAGCAGAUCCCAUGCGGAGUGUUCCUUCUCUACAUUUAGAUGACCUGUGUUCCAGAUACGUUCAUCAUAUCACCGAACGUGCACCAUAUACACCCAAGAUGACCAGCUGACACAGUGCCCAAUGGACAACAGGAUAUUAGUGCCUUCACGAGAGCUCUUGUUUUCUUAUAUACUGUAUAAGAAAAGAUCUGAAAGUCUGAAAGAUUCAUGUGGCAAAGGAGACAGUUUUGCUUUUGUCUGUUUCCACAGACAUUAGUUACAAGGGACAGGAAACUCAAGAUGCCCAUUGUUGGAAAGGGAAUGCUUAUUACAUUUUCAUACAGCACUGGAGCACCUAAGACAAAAUGGGUUGGGAGCUUUAGUAAAACCGCAGUGGAUUGAGAUAUAUGGUGGACAUUGUGGGCUCAGAAUUUAUGGUCUUUGAUAUAACAAAUGUAUGGCUCCAUUCUUGGCACAACUUAUGGGCUAUUAAGAAUAAUUGAUGCCAACACCGAGGUGGUGAAUAGAGCUCUGACUGGAGAUGGAGUGAAAGGCACAGCUGUCAUUUUACACCCACCCCCGUCAUCAUCAUCAUCAUCAUCUAUUGGACACAUACCAGACUGAACAGUAACAACAGAACAUUGCAGCUCUGCUAAGGGAGCGACUUUAUUUAUUUUUUAUUUUUUUUACACGUGGAUGAGUCUGUCAAAAGCCACCCAAGUGAAAGGCGAGCUGUGAUUACCGAGGUCCUGACUAUGUUCACGUGAAUGGGGAAGGAUAUAGAACUGCUACACAUUACCGUGCCUUUGCUGAACAUGGGGCUGUGUACGGUCAUUAGCUUGGAGGCUGUUGUAAUUGUUGGUAUUUUGCACUCUUUAACCCCCCCCCCCCCCCAUAACCCAACCCCAAAGUCAAAUGAAAGCACAAGGAACUGAUUCAAGGUGACUGGAUGUCCACGCUUUGCCGUCUGGACAGGUGUGCGGACCUCAGAGGCUUCGUUAAAAAAAAGUCCAAACAGCCGACGUAAUCAGGCUGUCCUAUCUGCUCGUUGACUGGUUUCAUAAAGCUCUGUGCUCUUUGAUUAGACUGCUGCAGACCAGUCAAUGGGAUAUCGAUUUUCCUGCCCCAUUAUAACUGCUGUCACAAUUCCACUGCUUGAUUGACUGAUGGCUACGUUCCUAUUGCACUUGUUCUGUUGUGUAACAUUCACUGAUGUUUCAGAUGCCCUCCACGACCAGAAGACUUCAAAGACAUUCUUUUUUUUGUGUCUUGUUUUUCUUUUCAAAUCUCAUAUGUAUUGCUUAAUUUUUUUCAGAUAUUUGAGUGUUUUGUCGUGUAGUGGUGGAUUGGUACUUUGAAUUGGAGCGGUGACCUAAUACUGAUUGGCAGGUUUUGAUUCUUUUGGAAUUACACAUUGAACAAGACUCAUGUUGGGGCGUUGAGCUCCCAUCAGAACUGUAUUUUCUUUUUUUCCUAACUACAAAAUAGCCCAGUCACACCACGAUUCAAUACAAUGAAAUCUCAUGAUUGAAUCAUUACAUUGUCAAGUUAGUGCUCUAUUAAACCCGUUUGGCUGCUGUUAUUAGCUCCUUAUUUCAAGUGAAAUUACUUUUUGAGAAGUCCUGAGAUCGAUUUUGAUGGUAGAAAUAUAGCUUGAAUAUGCUUUUGAAUAAACCAAAUAAAAGUGAAUUCAAAAGUCCAGUAAGUAAGAAUUAGUGGCAUCUCAAAGUGAGACUGCAGAUUGUAAUGAAUGGAGCACAACUCUCCCUCUGCCAUGUGUGUCAGGGAACUACAGUGGCGUUUGCGCCCAGAAAGGAUGUAGUUUUUCUAAAUAUGUGUGGCUUCUUGUUCAAAAUGUGGAACACACUGCUGUAGAAACACAGUGGCACAAGACGGUGGCCUGGCUAUAGCAAGAUCCUUGCCUAAAGUACACAUUAAAAGCUUAAUCUAGGAAACCGGACAAGUUUCAUUUUAAAGUGAUUUCACACUUAUACAAAGAUCACAUUUCUGCCAAUGAACGCUCCAAAUUGUUACACACUGGACAUGUGUAAGAUUGGUGAGAGCGUAUGUAUAACAGGAAUUCAUAUUUUGAGGGCUUUUUGUGAUAGACUAGUUCACAAACUAGCUUUGUUUCACAAAAAGGAUGACAGAGUGGAUUCAUUUUCACCACACUGGUGUGACUGGGCUUAAAAGUAGCUUGUGUGUUGAUCCAAAUUGUGUUAAUAUUUCCAUUGUUAUCCAAAUAAGGUAACCUCUGUGCCAAAUGGUGAGCUCAUAGGUUAUUCAUUUACAGUGCUUACAUGUGUGCUUUCUCUGAGCCUUCUUAUUUUGUAUAGUUGUUGUUGUCGUCCUUUCCUCUUACAUACAUAAGAAGCAUAAAAGUACAGUUUCUGGCCUUGUGCUUUAUUAAAUACUACAAGUACAAUCUAAAAGAAAGUGAGAAAAGCAGAUUGGAGCCACCGUCUGAAGUAGUGCAACAUAACACUAAUAUCCGCACUGUAGGUUCAGUUAGAUCAGUUUCAAUGGUGGUUAUUUCUAGAAUGAGUGUACCUGGUGCAGUGUAAAUAGCUUGCAUAUAUUUUUUAAACAUGGCCAUUGAAGACAACCCGAUUGCUUUUAUAGUGUGUUCUGACCUUAAUACUGGUGUAUUAAUCAAUGAUCUCUGUGAGAUACUGACACAUAGAACGGCAUUUUCAUAUUGAAAAGUAACUGUUUUGUCUUGUAUACUAAAAAUGUGCAUGUUAAUAAUUGUUUGUGAAUUUGUGUUGGAUUUUUUUUUUCUAAAACUAUAACUUAAUAAAAAUGUUUAUU
Messenger RNA from Solea senegalensis (Senegalese sole), 7684 nucleotides. RefSeq names its product contactin 3b (gene cntn3b). Gene Ontology annotation, molecular function: protein binding. The coding region runs from base 474 to 3557 and encodes 1027 amino acids. The transcript has 23 exons. The record is from RefSeq and is a predicted model, not a curated record. NCBI's taxonomy places the organism in Eukaryota, Metazoa, Chordata, Actinopteri, Pleuronectiformes, Soleidae.